CUCAGUUGCACGACCACAGGGUUGGAUUGGAUGAGAUCUCAGAGCCUCUGGAGGUGCUGCAUCUGAACGUGGGCUAGAAACGGUUUUGAAAGCGGAAGCUGGAUUACAUCCGUUGAUGUUGUAGUCCAUAGGUGCGUUGAUGAUCUUUUAUAGUUGAGAGGGACGUUGUUGCCUCCAUACACCCUUAUUGCAGCCGUGUCCUUUAUGUAAUCAACCUCGCUGGGAUACCUAUCGCUCAAGAGAGACGAAUCUGUUUUGAGGUCCCGUCGAUGAUGUUGUUCUUGAAGACGUGUUUGUUGUUUGCUGUGUGUGUUGGGGCUCUCGCUCACGUGAUCCUGUAUGACCCCCCUCAGCGUUCUUCUAUCUGGAGGCACGGGAGGAUGGAUAAGACGGGAUUAGCCAGGAAAAACUCGGACGACUUUUCCCUCAACUGUGGCGGAAUGGGGAUCCAGCACAGUACUAACGGAGGUACGUGUGGUGUGUGCGGGGAUGCCUAUGACCCCCGCCCGGUGCCUAACUACCCCCACCAGUACCCCGGGAUCUACUCCCAGGGUAUAAUCUCCGGGUGCUACACCGCCGGAUCCCGUACCAUGAACAUAGAGAUCUGGAUCAGGGCCUACCAUAAGGGUUACUUCGAGUUCCGGUUGUGCGCAAACAACGACUACACUCGCCCUGUGACGCAGGCGUGCCUGGACCAACACCAGCUGACCAUCGAGACGGUGGAGGGAAAGAGCGUCGGGACGCGGUACAGACCCCCUGUCGCGAUGUCCGGGGGUCGCUACAAGCUGAAGCUGGUGUUCCCCCUUGGGAUGCAGUGUACGCAGUGUGUGCUUCAGUUCAUAUACAACGCAGGCAACAGCUGGGGUUGUUCCGCGGAGGGGGUCUGCGGUGUGGGACUUGGAGACCAGGAACAGUUCUGGAAUUGUGCAGACAUCGCCAUACUUCCAAGUUGUGAGGGAGUGGUCGGCAACAUGGCGCCAAACGCGACUCUACUGCACGCCCCAAGCAGAUCCCAGGAAGAGAUCCAAGCAGAGACUCUGGCAAAGGCUUUGGCGCAGGAAAAGGCUGAAGCUGAAGCACAGGCGAAAACAGAGGCCGAAACACUGGCGAGAGCUGCCGAUGAAGCACAGGCAAGAGCGGAAGCACAGGCAAGAGCGGAAGCACAGGCAAGAGCAGAAGCACAGGCAAGAGCAGAAGCACAGGCAAGAGCAGAGGCACAGGCAAGAGCAGAAGCACAGGCAAGAGCUGCCGAUGAAGCACAGGCAAGAGCGGAAGCACAGGCAAGAGCAGAAGCACAGGCAAGAGCGGAAGCACAGGCAAGAGCAGAAGCACAGGCAAGAGCAGAAGAGGAGGCAAGAGCAGAAGCACAGGCAAGAGCAGAAGAGCAGGCAAGAAGAGAGGCUGAAGCACAAACAAGAGCUGAUUCUGAAUCCCGGGCGAGGGCAGAUGCGGAGGAAGGGACUGGCGCCCAUGGCGAGACUGAUACCAACUCAGGUGCCAGUGAUACGGGUGGGGGAGGACCAACGUCAGCCAGCCAGACAGGGAGCGGGCAGUGUCGUGGGUCCGGGCCGUGGCAUGGAAAUUCCGAUAUGGACAACUGGUGUCGUGUCAACUGUGCACUAAACAAUUGUCCCUCUGUUACGUGUACAUGUGACUAAUCAGCGGCGGGCACGUGUUGUAAUCUGUGUCUACUGUGAUGAGGGAAGAGACAUUUACCGCGAAUAACAUCAUACUCACCCACAUUAGAAACGCUCUACGAAUGUACCUUUUGAUUGGAAUGACAAUUGAGAUUUAUGUUUCAAGUUUAAACUCUUUAGCUGGUUCUCCCUUUUUCACGCUGUUCAAUGGGGCAGGGGUGUCUUGUGUCCUAAAUGUCCGCCACUCACUAUCCUAAUUGCUGGUCAGGAAUUAGUGACAGGUUCGUCCCUGAUCUAUCUGUACCAUGACUGUGUUCGUGAUGGCGUGAUAUGUAUUUUCGAAAAGCAUAUUUGACGAAACAAAUAUCAUUGACCAAAAAUUAUCUCCAAUGCAAUUCCCUAUUUUGACUUGUACCAUGCCUUUGCACGUGUGUGUGACGAGUGACACCGUUGGAGCAGGACAUUCGAAUACCUGGUAUCAUAUCUGUGCUUAUGAUAGAGUCGAAAUUGUACAAUAGCUUCUGUUUUAGGAGGAUUUCUUAUGAUAAUGUAAAUGUUUCUUAUACAUCUGUCCUUAUUAACAACGUUUCAGUUAUUAAGAAUAUAAUAAAAAAAGUAAGUGUUGCCAUGAGGUUUGGGGUACUAACCUGAGAAAAUUGUUUUCCAAAUCAUUUCUAACUCACCAUGCGUUUUGUUCUCUAAAGGCCAACCUUUAAAAACAACCUUUAAGUCUUCAAGGGUGAAAAAAGUGACGUCGUCUAAAGUUGUUUAGAGUCAAAAUAACAUGUAAAAUGCAAACCUUCACAGUUUAUAUUCUUUUGCGGGAUCAGUACCUCCUGUAUUGUUUCUUACUGUUUGUGAGAAUAUAAACUAUAUAACCCGGA
Messenger RNA from Haliotis rufescens (red abalone), 2521 nucleotides. RefSeq lists its product as uncharacterized. The record is from RefSeq and is a predicted model, not a curated record. NCBI's taxonomy places the organism in Eukaryota, Metazoa, Mollusca, Gastropoda, Lepetellida, Haliotidae. Bases 270 to 1658 code for a protein of 462 amino acids. The transcript is spliced from 4 exons.